CACAUAUGCAGUUAGCUCACCUCAGACAGUCCUGGUACGACCAACCGAUCAAACAAAAGCUUCAGAUUUUUGAAUUUCCGACGGUUGACUUCAAUUUCCAGAAAAGAAGUGUCUAACUCUAACGUUGGUUGAAAUGUUGAGUCUAAGAUUCAUUCUUUUGUUGGCUUUUGCAUCUUCGAUUUCUUCUUUUGAACCCCAAAUGGGAUCAACCCGUGUUGUCUUUCAGACAAACUAUGGAGAUAUUGAAUUUGGUUUCUAUCCAACUGUUGCACCGAAAACCGUUGACCACAUUUUUAAGCUUGUGAGACUUGGAGGCUAUAACACAAAUCAUUUCUUUCGGGUAGAUAAGGGAUUUGUAGCCCAAGUAGCAGAUGUUGCAAAUGGAAGAUCUGCUCCCAUGAAUGAGGAACAAAGAAGAGUAGCUGAAAAGACCGUUGUUGGUGAAUUUAGUGAUGUCAAACAUGUCCGGGGUAUUCUUUCCAUGGGAAGGCAUGACGAUCCAGAUAGUGGUGGAUCCUCUUUUUCAAUGUUGCUGGGAAAUUCUCCUCAUCUUGAUGGGAAGUAUGCAAUAUUUGGAAAAGUUACUAAAGGUGACGAUACAUUGACAAAGCUUGAGCAACUACCUACCCGUAGAGAGGGAAUAUUUGUCAUGCCAACGGAGCGCAUCACUAUCCUCUCAUCAUAUUACUAUGACACGGAGGCAGAAACUUGUGAGCAAGACAGAUCAGUUUUGAAGCGUAGGUUAGCUGCAUCAGCCAUUGAAGUUGAAAGACAGAGAAUGAAAUGCUUCCCCUGAUAGAAGCACGUAGAAUAUGGAGUUGGAAUGAAUGUUAUAUUGCUUUAUUCGAUUUUUGUAUACUGUCCAAGAGAAAUACUAUAUGAUAUCCAGAUAUUGGUGUUUGUUAAGAAUGAGAGAUGAGAAAUUAUUCUAAAUAUGCAAAAACAUGAACAAUAGCAGCUCAAUAUAAAAGGCUAAAUGUUGUUGAAAUGAAA
Molecule: messenger RNA, 993 nt
Organism: Medicago truncatula (barrel medic)
Lineage: Eukaryota; Viridiplantae; Streptophyta; Magnoliopsida; Fabales; Fabaceae
Product: peptidyl-prolyl cis-trans isomerase CYP23
Exons: 8
Coding region: 134-796 (220 amino acids)
Biological process (GO): protein peptidyl-prolyl isomerization
Molecular function (GO): peptidyl-prolyl cis-trans isomerase activity
Source: RefSeq, a predicted model, not a curated record